GGAGGAGCUGCAGCAAACGACAAUGCAUCUCCAUCUGUUGCCAUAGUGAUGUAAUUUGUUUUUAAUGUUCUUUCUUACAAACAAAGAUGGCUGCCUUUUGGUCCUACUUCAUUCCUCUCCUCUUCCUUUGCGUUGCCAUGGAAACCAAACCCUCACCUCAUCAAAGAGACGACAAGAAGGUGUUGGGCACGCUGUUCGGCUCCCACCUUGCUUCGCUCAUCUUGGCUCCGCCCACAUCCGAUGACAUCACAGAAAGCUCAGUGGAACAACCGGUCCUGAGCCGGGGUGACCCCAGCGCGUUGGUCGGCAGGCAGAAGGCCGUCCAUCGUUUCUUCGAGGACUUCCUGCGGCGGCAGGCCAAGACGAGGAGGCGGAGCCGCAAGUCAAUGGUGGGAGGAAGAGGAUGCUUCGGGAUGAAGAUGGAUCGCAUCGGCUCCAUCAGCGGGCUGGGAUGUUAG
Molecule: messenger RNA, 458 nt
Organism: Melanotaenia boesemani (Boeseman's rainbowfish)
Lineage: Eukaryota; Metazoa; Chordata; Actinopteri; Atheriniformes; Melanotaeniidae
Gene: nppcl2
Product: C-type natriuretic peptide 2
Exons: 2
Coding region: 87-458 (123 amino acids)
Biological process (GO): cGMP biosynthetic process; receptor guanylyl cyclase signaling pathway
Cellular component (GO): extracellular region
Molecular function (GO): hormone activity; hormone receptor binding
Source: RefSeq, a predicted model, not a curated record